This is a messenger RNA of Meleagris gallopavo (turkey), 1181 nucleotides long. NCBI's taxonomy places the organism in Eukaryota, Metazoa, Chordata, Aves, Galliformes, Phasianidae. The record is from RefSeq and is a predicted model, not a curated record.
GAAGUUAGCAGUGCUCCCUCGACCAUCGAGGAACAGAGCGUGAGUGGCUGUGGCCUGAAGUUGGGCCUCGGGAGAACAGUCCGUGCCUGUGUCUGAGGCAUCCUGCGUGGCCACUGCCAGAAAGCAGCCUCCUUGAGAGCAGCAGAGCAGCAGGCUGUGUGCGCUAUGGCUGCUGAAGUGCAUUUCUCGCCACCUGAGAUCCCUGAGCCCACGCUAAUGGAGAACGUGCUGCGCUACGGACUCUUCUUUGGAGCCGUUUUCCAGCUUCUCUGCGUGUUGGCCAUAAUCCUGCCAGUUUCCAAGUCCCCAAAGACAGACUCGGACGGCUUGGAGUCUAAGACUUGGGAGACGGUGAAGAAAGCAAAGGCAAGUGCUGCACAGCUAAGCAAGAAAGCCAAGAAGGAAAGCAAAAAGAAACGGUAAGGGCUUGAGCGAUAAGCCUCCAAGGACUGCUUCCUGAGAGGGGCACCAAAGGCAACGGACUGUACGGUCCGCUUUUCUGGCAUGGUCGUGCUUUCCCUUUCAUGGACAUUGGAGAGGAACUAAGGAAGCUGGAAGGGGAAGGCCUUCUGAUGCGUUACAAGCAAAGAGGACUUUGCCUAUACAGGACUUCAUGUAUGGCAAGUGCUGGAGACGCUGCAUUCCUUCAGGGUCUGUCUCUUCAGGGCCAGGGACGGUCUAGUGUUAGCUUGAAAUAUGGCUAGACAGGACUGGAGAGAGAGGUGGUGACAUAGCCACACAGUCUCUAUAAGGCAUCUGGAGCUUCCUGAUGCCAGCUCACAUCUUGGUUUGUUUGAUCACGAAUGAGUCAAUGGGAGGAGAACUUGCUUUGUUAGGUGCCCCAGGGCUCAGAGUGGCUUUGAAAGAAAGGGUUCUGUGGCGGGGCUGCAAGUCUGCCAUCCUUUUGCAUUCACAGACUGCUGUCCUCAAUUGACAAAUCAUUGUGAGCCCAAGUACAGUAGCAGUGCUGUGCUGUGUCUGUUCUCUAUCAGAAGCCUAAUGGCACAUUUGCUGGAACCAUCAGUUUGAGAAGGACCAUGUUUGCUGCUCUCCCUUGCUGUUGGUGGAUGAGUCAGGCGGGCAGCAUGAGGAGAACAGAACAAAGCAUGUGAGACAAAAGCACUCCAAAGUUGCUUGGAGAUUUCAGGACAAAGAAACAUGACAAAAAUCUCUCACACCAA